AUGGAGGAUGCACACGAUCAAUCGUCACGCCCUCUCUCAUUCGAGUUGGAGAGUAACCACCACUCACUUCGACAGCUAACCCCUCCCAUUUGCACUUCAUACCCAUCCAACGAGAAUGAAGAUGUCUCCCAAUCGCUGCUACCUGCGCCGCUUAACGACCGUUAUCCUCCUAUUAGCUCACAAUGGCCACCUGGUACCAUACAACAAAAUCCGUCCGAAGAUCCGCAUCAGCAAACUGAAUCCGAAGUGGCCAGUCAGACCUCGUGGCAGCGACGACAGACUACGAAAUCGGGCUCAGGCCUACGCCGUUACCCAACUCGCAGGAUCAAUCUAGUCCAGGGAUCCGUCCUCAGUGUCGACUAUCCUGUUCCUAGCGCCAUUCGCAACUCGGUCGAAGCAAAAUACCGCGAUUCAAAUGAUGCAACAGCCGAGGAGUUCACUCAUUUACGAUACACGGCUGCAACCUGCGACCCCGACGAUUUCACUCUACGCAAUGGAUAUAAUCUGCGGGCUGCCAUGUUCAAUCGACAUACAGAGAUACUCAUUGCCAUUACCUAUUACAACGAAGAUAAAGUUCUUACUGCUCGAACUCUUCAUGGAGUUAUGCAGAAUAUUCGAGAUAUUGUCAAUUUGAAGAAGACACAAUUCUGGGACAAAGGAGGACCUGCGUGGCAGAAGAUCGUUGUCUGUCUUAUUUUCGAUGGUAUUGGUCCCUGCGAUAAGAACACUCUUGAUGUCUUGGCCACAGUCGGCAUAUAUCAGGAUGGAAUAAUGAAGCAUGAUGUUGAUGGAAAAGAGACCGUGGCACAUAUUUUCGAAUAUACCACCCAGCUAUCGAUAACUCCUUCCCAGCAGCUAAUACGCCCGCAGGUCGACAAUCCCGACAAUUUACCGCCCGUACAGAUGAUCUUCUGCUUGAAACAAAAGAACAGCAAGAAGAUCAAUUCGCAUCGGUGGCUUUUUAAUGCAUUUGGAAGAGUUCUGAACCCAGAGGUCUGUAUAUUGAUCGACGCAGGGACGAAGCCUGGACACAAAUCCCUCCUAGCCCUCUGGGAGGCGUUCUACAACAAUAAACACCUGGGAGGCGCCUGUGGUGAAAUUCACGCUUUACUUGGCCCACGUUGGGAAAAAUUAGUGAAUCCCUUGGUUGCUGCGCAGAACUUCGAGUAUAAAAUAUCCAACAUAUUAGACAAACCUUUAGAGAGUGCCUUUGGGUACGUCAGUGUCUUACCAGGGGCGUUUUCUGCUUACCGCUACCGUGCUAUCAUGGGUCGACCUUUAGAGCAGUAUUUCCACGGCGAUCACACUUUAUCCAAGAAACUGGGUAAGAAGGGAAUAGAGGGUAUGAAUAUCUUCAAGAAGAAUAUGUUUCUUGCUGAGGAUCGUAUUCUGUGCUUUGAGCUUGUCGCGAAGGCGGGAUACAAAUGGACGCUGAGUUAUGUGAAAGCCUCCAAAGGGGAGACAGACGUUCCAGAAGCACCUCCAGAGUUUCUUAGUCAAAGGCGGCGAUGGUUGAAUGGGUCCUUCGCCGCCAGCCUUUAUUCGGUCAUGCACUUCAACCGCAUCUACAAAAGUGGCCAUAAUUUACUCCGACUCGUUUUUCUGCAUGUGCAGUUAGUCUAUAAUAUCUGUCAGCUUACCAUGACUUGGUUUUCUCUGGCUUCCUACUGGCUUACUACCUCGGUCAUCAUGGACAUCGUUGGAACUCCAAGUGCGACGAUAAAAAACAAGGGAUGGCCAUUUGGGAAUGAUGCCUCACCUAUCGUUAAUAACAUCAUAAAGGCCUUAUACCUGGCAUUUUUAAUGCAGCAAUUCUUCCUUGCGCUCGGAAAUCGACCUAAAGGGUCCCAAACUUCCUAUAUUUUAACCUUUCUCUACUUCGCGAUCGUUCAACUGUACAUCCUCAUACUGUCAUUUUACCUCGUGGCCCAGGCAUUUUCUGGAGGAAAUAUAGACCUCGACUUCGAUAAUGGUGCUGGAGGAUUUGUGGGUUCUUUUUUCACUUCGACGACAGGACUAGUGUUGAUCGCCCUGGUUUCGACCUAUGGGACUUACAUCAUAGCUAGCAUACUCUAUUGUGAUCCCUGGCAUCUUCUGACAUCUUCGUGGGCAUAUUUCCUCGGGAUGCCUUUAACGAUCAAUGUUCUCAAUGUCUACGCGUUCUGCAACUGGCAUGAUGUCUCGUGGGGAACAAAAGGCUCGGAUGAUACCGCCUCCCUUCCAUCUGCCAAGACGAUGAAAUCAGUAACGCAGAAAAGCUUCGUUGAGGAGGUCGACAAGCCUCAGGUCGAUAUCGAUAUCGACUUUGAGUGUACUGUCCGACGCGCCCUUUCACCGUGGCAGGAACCGAAGGAGAAGAAGGAGGUGCAACUGGAGGACUCGUACAAAACUUUCCGAACCAAUUUGGUGCUACUGUGGACAUUAUGCAAUGGCUUGUUGGCAUUGCUGAUCAAUAAUGACAGCGUGAGGAAUCUAUGCUUGACGACUACGUCGACGGAUCGUACGGCCUGGUAUUUCAAAGUCAUCUUAUGGGCUACAUCGGGUCUAUCUGUCUUUAGAUUUCUAGGAGCUCUUUGGUUUCUGGGGAAGACGGGGCUGUUGUGUUGUUUCUCUCGGCGCUAG
Aspergillus niger is the source of this 2622-nucleotide messenger RNA. RefSeq lists its product as uncharacterized. The transcript is spliced from 8 exons. NCBI's taxonomy places the organism in Eukaryota, Fungi, Ascomycota, Eurotiomycetes, Eurotiales, Aspergillaceae. The coding region runs from base 1 to 2622 and encodes 873 amino acids. Gene Ontology annotation, molecular function: chitin synthase activity. The record is from RefSeq and is a predicted model, not a curated record. Gene Ontology annotation, cellular component: cell periphery; cell septum.